AUGGCAACCUCCGAUGGAGUCCAUCUCGAUGAAACCCGCCAAGUCAACAUCAUCGUCUGUGAUGUGUUGAUGUGGGCCUUUGCGUUCAUACUCACGGUCCUGCGUUUAUACACUCGCGGACUGCUCACCAGGGCGAUUGGCAGCGAGGACUGGGUCUUGCUGGCCGCCGUUGUUAGCUCUACCACCCUAUGCGGUGUCAUCAUCUACCAGGUCAACAAAGGACUUGGCUUGCAUUCAGAAAGAGUGCCUAUGUCAGAUUGGAUUUACCUGCGCUUGCUAAGUCAUCGCGCAGGCAGGCUGGUUGGCUAUACUGUUCAACACAAUCAGCCUUCAUCUGACCAAGAUUUCCAUCUUGUUGCUUUAUGCUCGAGUCUUUACAAAAAGGAGCUACCGCAUUGCCAUCUACAUUGCCAAUCCACGGAUUUUGGAAGCCGAGCAGCCAGACUUGUCUCAGUUCCGACUACUGGAUUAGUGUCUGUUGUUUCGUUUCUUCGACUGCAUUACUCACUUACCAAUGCAUCGUCCGACGAUCCAAUCUGGGCCAGUAUCACACCCACCUACUGGGCUUGUAUCGAGGUCAACAUGGCUAUUAUCUGCGCGUGCCUGAUGACUCUUAGGCCUUUGGUCGAGAAAUACGCGCCAAAACUUCUCCUCAGCAGAUUCUCAUCACGUCAUCAGAACCCUGGGUAUCCAAGGCAUCAAAGUGUAUCAAUUGAGACGCAUCUCACUUUACCGCAAAGACUGAGUAAUUCUUCAUGGGAACGAAUGACCACGGGUGAGUCUGUGGAUGAGCUUAUCGUUGAGGAUGGGGGCCAGAGCGCGAUCAAGUUAAGCCCUCUUGCAAAGAUCAAAGCAAUAGUUCAGAAGUUGGUCAUGUUUGCAGAGCGCCCGUUUUGCCUCAUUAUAGGCUUCUCAUCAGUACAGACCUCCACGCCAUGGAUUCUGCGACGACUGGUAACGCUACACCAGGCCUACGACCUCUGCGGCGGUCGGCUUUGGCUUGUACGCGAUGUCGCCAGCAAAAAGUUGAACUCAGUGUCUACCCAGUCUUCGAACCAUGCUAACUCAAUGGUUCAGAUGAAGUGCUCUGGCGGUAAGGCGCCAUGUGAUCGUUGCCGGAAGGCCAACAGCUAUUGCGUAUUUGAACCGCCGCAGGCGGCAGCACCAAACGGAAACGACGUCCCUGUUCAGCCCGAGAUCCAGCCGUUGAUUGUCUGCGCUACCGCACCAAUUGAAGGGCCUCCAGGGUCCAGUAAAUUUUCAGAGACAGGGCCAACUGUCAAUUACUCGACUGCUUGCUCACAGCAUGCAUCGAUAGAUGACGCUAAUUUUAAUUUCCAAGUACCUGUAUCCUUGCCUUCGUUCGACUACUCAGGCAAUGAACUGGCUCCAUCCCAGCCAAACAGCAGUGCCGGUUUCUCUCGUCGCAAAAGAAGACGAAUUUCAGACUGGCUCGAUGUGGACAACCUUGACGAUACGGACUCUGACACUAUGGUCGGCGACAAAGAUCAAGAUAUCUCUCAAGCAUCCUCGCCUUAUCAGACAGUCAAGGAGUUUGAAGCUGCCUACUGGCGGGUGAACAGUUUAGAGGGUACCAUCCCGCGAACACCGACAAGCAUAGAGCUUGGAAAACCUUUCCCACCUGAAACCAUGUUCCCCUCUUCGAUGACUGACAGAGGGCCCUUACUCUACUGUCUAGCAGAAGUUGGUAUAUGUGAGGCUGAUGCUAAAGAUAUGCUCAUACUCUUUGGCGAGAGAGUUGCGUCUUUCAUGCCCGGAUUAUAUGAUACACAGUUCUUGGAUCUUCCAAAUGAUCCACUCUACGCCCUGGCAGCAAUCAAGGUAAUGACACGGUACCUUCCCAGCGUGGACGCAUUGAGGGCCAGGGUGGACGUGGUGCUGCAAAACCUACUCCGUAACAUCCUCUUUGAUGACCUUCAAAGACCAUUUGCAGCUGUACUCGAGUCGAUGCGUGGUCUUUCUAUUCUCUAUGGCUACUCUGAGGUCACGGUAGCGCGAUCACAGAGCGACACAAGACAGUGCAGGGCAGAUGCCCUGUCGAUCAAGGGUGUAAUUGAGGGCUACGCAAUCAGGAGGAACAUCGGCAGGCCAAUACCAUCAAACGCGCUAGGCUGUGUUUUAUGGCUCUGGCUUUACACCAUGAGCACUCACUAUGUCACGUUGCUGGGCUUACCUUCAACGAUUAGUGCCGAUAAACAAUUACACAGUGCUAUAAAUGUGGUCAAGAAGUCGGUCUCACAUCCACAAAUCGAUGUGCUCCUGGGCGAAGUAGAUCUCUGCCGCAUCUCUGAGUAUCGACGAAUGGCCUUCCAUCCACCAAGAUCAGUGGAUGUACCCUACGAUCAUGAUGAGUGGCAGCGGACAUGGGGGAGGGUAGGAUCGCAAGGCCUAUCAGUCAGCCGCAGACUUUCCUUCCAUUACAAGUUUGCCCUGUUUUAUCAUCACAAGAGUCACACUGACUCUUCCAUGAAUGAAACAGAGGCGUUACUUGCAGCACAAGAGUUUAUCCGCUGCAUCACCAAGCUCUCGCCUGUUUCCAAAGGCAAUAUCAAGUACAUGUGUGAUUUUGGAUUCGUGAUGCUGGUCUAUGCCUGCUGCUACGUGCUUCAACUAUUCGAUUUCGACAAAUCAUGUGCAUUUGAGACACUACAUCGAAGCGCGUGUUUGGCCGACAUAAAGGAUGUUGCUGAUCUUUUGAAAUCGAUAUCUCCAGCUGCGGGAGCUGCUACUUCAGCCUACGGCAGAGCUUUAGAGGCUGCGUGUAACAGGCUGUCUAUGCAUGCCUUGGCCCCUGAGCACAGCAUACUCCCGAGGGAAUGGGACACCGAACGAGAGUUCGAUGCGCACACGGCGGGGUUGAUUGACAUUUUUGCUGCUGCAGGUGCAGACACGCUGCAAACAACGUCCGCUCAGCAAAGUGACGGUCCCAUGUCUGGGUUUCAGACCCUAUCGGAUCUUCCCGUUGGCGACCUGCUAGCAUCGUUAGGCAUGCCAUGGCAGUGA
Messenger RNA from Fusarium oxysporum Fo47, 3024 nucleotides. RefSeq lists its product as uncharacterized. Lineage: Eukaryota; Fungi; Ascomycota; Sordariomycetes; Hypocreales; Nectriaceae. Bases 1 to 3024 code for a protein of 1007 amino acids. Gene Ontology annotation, biological process: regulation of DNA-templated transcription. The transcript is spliced from 9 exons. Gene Ontology annotation, molecular function: zinc ion binding; DNA-binding transcription factor activity, RNA polymerase II-specific. The record is from RefSeq and is a predicted model, not a curated record.